Sungouiella intermedia is the source of this 1443-nucleotide messenger RNA. Lineage: Eukaryota; Fungi; Ascomycota; Pichiomycetes; Serinales; Metschnikowiaceae. The record is from the annotation of a GenBank genome assembly.
AUGUCCGAAUUAGAGAAACUCAUAUAUAAAGCAACUGAUGGAUCUUUGACUAACGAUAAUUGGCAGUAUAUCCUUGACGUAUGUGAUUGCAUCUCCAGUAACCCUGAGACGAACACCAAGGAAGCUAUCACAAUAGUACAGAAGAGGCUAGCAAUGAAAGAUGCUAACGUCAUUCUUCGAGCGUUAUCAUUAUUAUUGGCCAUUGCUGAGAAUUGCGGCUCACGUAUGAAGCAGGAGAUAGCUUCGAGUUCAUUUUUACAAGAAUCAUUGUUGAAGAAAUUAGGAGAUCGAAAGUUGCAUAAGCAAGUGAAAUUCAGGAUUGCAGAAGUCAUAGUUCAGCUCAACAGUUCUUUCGAUAAUGAUCCUUCUUUAAAACCAAUUAAAGAUGCUUUCAAGAUUUUGAAAAGCAAGUAUGGUCAUUAUAUCAACUCUCCACCCAAUAAACCUGAAAAACAAGAGUUGUCAACAAGUGAGAGAAAAAAUGAAGAGAUGGAGAUGGAGAGGGCUCUCAAACUUUCAGUUCAGGAAUAUGAGAGGGAGCAGUCGAUCAAGAAAUCAUAUCUAAAUUCCAAGCCACUCCCAUCCUUCAGUGAAAGUGGAGUCCUUAUCAACCCUUCUCAGACCGAGAGACAAGAGGAUGUGAUCUCCUCAAAUACUCUGCAACAAAGAAAACCCUCCCUGGAAGACCAGCAGUCUGCUACAAUCGCGAGUGUGAAGAAGGUCUGCGCGUUAUAUGAUUUGAUUUCAUACGAACCCGACGAAUUGUCUUUCAAAAAAGGUGACGUGAUUACUGUAAUCGAAUCUGUUUAUCGCGAUUGGUGGAAGGGACUGUUGCCUUCUGGUAAAAUUGGCAUAUUUCCUUUGAACUAUGUGACACCAGUUGUAACAAAGUCUCCUGAAGAAAUAUCCCGGGAGACUGCUAUGGAGAAUCUUGUCCAGGAAAUUGAACUGAAAAAGGUGGAAAAGCUUCUAGCCUUGCUUUCUUCUAACCCAGACCAAGUGCCUGAAGACGAUGUCACUCUUCUCUACAAUGAGAUUAUUCCGCUACGAUCGAAUUUGGCAAAGUUUAUUAACAAGUACAGCACGAGAAAGGACGAGCUAAGGGUUCUCCACGACAAGGUAAACAAUGAGACCAGGUCGUACAAUGGCUACAUUGAUCAGAUUGUCGGGCAGAAAAAUCACACGCACUAUACUGGACCCUUACCAUAUCCAAUAAGCUCUGAUCAAGCUAAUCCUAUUGGUGAUCAAAUGCAAAUGGCAGGAUAUUUGGAGCAGCAGCCAACGAGUGCUGGUUUCGGAAAUGCGUAUGGACGGCCCGUUAAUAAUCAAUUUUUAUCCUCCAAUUACAACCUGGACUUUUCAGGCACUGGAGAAGCGGGUCCUUACCAUCAAGUGGUUGCUCCUCCAUCUGUUCAGGCACCAAAAUACCCAUUUAACGGAUAG